This is a messenger RNA of Octodon degus (degu), 771 nucleotides long. RefSeq names its product probable N-acetyltransferase CML1. Gene Ontology annotation, molecular function: N-acetyltransferase activity. The record is from RefSeq and is a predicted model, not a curated record. Bases 88 to 771 code for a protein of 227 amino acids. The transcript is spliced from 2 exons. NCBI's taxonomy places the organism in Eukaryota, Metazoa, Chordata, Mammalia, Rodentia, Octodontidae.
CAGUGGAAGCUGAAGGCUGCAGCUGCUCUGUAUAUUCUUGGCUCAGUGGUAUCAGGACUGUGAAAUUUUAGACGCAGAAGUAGCACCAUGGCUCCUUAUCACAUCUGCACAUACCAGGAGAGUGACCGAAAAACAGUCGUGCACUUGUAUGGCAGUAGUUUGACUGAGCAUACCCCUACCACCUUCAAAUACCUACUGAAGCAGCCUGGAAUGCUACUGCUGGAGCUUGGGAUGCCCCUGUCCUUACUUUUGGUCUCUGGCUCCUGGCUGUUCACUAUCAUGGCCAGCCUCACUUUGCUCAUCUUCUUGUGGUUCCUUAUCAGAUUCAUGUGGCAGCAAUUUCUGGUCAUCGCUUUGCGCACUGACCUGGCCGACAUCACCAAAACCUACCUGAGUGUAUCUGACUCCUGUUUCUGGGUUGCCAAGUCUGGGGGGCAGGUGGUGGGCAUUGUGGGUACUCUGCCCGUGAAGAAUCUCCCACCAGGGAAGAAGCAGUUGCAGCUGUUUCACCUCGCAGUGGACAUGGAGCACCGAGGCAUGGGGAUGGCAAAAGCCUUGGUCAGGACUGUCCUCCAGUUUGCCCGGCACCAGGGCUGUAGUGAGGUUUUGGUUGAGACAACACUGAUACAGUAUCAUGCCCAGGCCCUCUACCAGGGCAUGGGUUUUCAGAAGACAGGCCAUUAUUUUGCGAACAUGUUCUGGAAGCUAGCAGGUAUUCCUAUGAUUAAGUUCAUGCACCACCUCCCAUCUGCUCAGGAUGGGAGCCUCUGA